AGACACCUUUUUUCUUUAUUGAGUAAUACUUUCUGAGUAUUGUUUCCUCUUUGUUGAUACUCUCAGAAUGAAUAUCAGAGUUCUAACAGGAAGUUGGUGGAGCAUGACAGAGAACUGGGGUUUCCUUUGAUGUAGACUUGGUGGCUUUAAUAGAGGAAUGAUCAGUAGCCUGAUGCACCAGUGUGCUAGGCUGGCACUCAGGGAAGUGGCCACCGCUCCCGUGAUUGUGGAGUAGAAACGCAGUUGCAGGAAGUACCCAGUUCAAUUGAAGAAUUAAAACGGCACCUCAACAGAGCCAGUCUUGGGCUUUUCUUAUAACCCAUGUUUUCACAUCUUUCCUUCGACUGUGUCCUGUGGCUGCUACUACUUACAAGGUCUUUGGAGGAGUCAUUCACAGCCACGGUGGGUCAGAAUGCUUAUCUGUCCUGCCACUACUUUCCAACCACCUCUGAAAACCUCGUGCCUGUGUGCUGGGGCAGGGGGUCCUGUCCUACAUUUCAAUGUCAGAAUACAGUGCUCACCACUAAUGGAAGGGAAUUGAACUACCAGAGUUCUAGCAGAUACCAGCUAAAGGGGAAUAUCCACAAAGGAGAUGUGUCCUUGACCAUAGAAAAUGUGACUUUAGCUGACAGUGGGACUUAUUGCUGCCGUAUCCAAUUCUUGGGCCCAAUGAAUGAUAAAAAAUCAAACCUGAAUUUGGACAUCAAACCAGCCAAGGUCACCCCUGCUUGGACUCCAUGGAGAUCCUUCACUACAGCCUUUCCAAGGAUGUUCACCACUGAGGAUCAUGGCUCAGCAGAGACACAAACUCUGGAGACCUUCCACGAUAAAAAUCAAACACAAAUAUCCACACUGGCAGAUGAGUUACAAGACUCUGGUUACAAGACCACCAGAAUAAGUGUCUAUAUUGCAGCAGGAAUCACUGCUGGGCUGUCUCUGGUUCUUAUCUUUGGUGCUUUAAUUCUCAAAUGGUAUUCUCAUAGGAAAGAGAAGUUACAGAAUUCCAGCCUCAUCACUUUGGCCAACCGCCUUCCUUCCUCGGGGUUAGAAAAUACAGUAGCAGAGGGGAUUCACUCAAGGGAAAACGUCUAUACAAUUGAGGAGAACCCAUAUGAACUGGAGGACCCAUCUACCGAUUACUGCUAUGUCAUUAGUGGGUAGCAAUCCUGACAACCUCCGAGUCUUCACCCUUCUAUGCCAUCAGACCCAGCUUCAUUUGUGAGCAUAUAUUGUCUUCUUUAAAAGCUAUCAGCUGACUGACUUUAAGAUUCUGCCUGUGGCUACCCAGCAUUCUUUAUCCAGUUUUCUGAAGAUAAGCUCACAAAAGGAUUGAACCAAGAUCUCCCCAGUGCUCAGACUUGUUACUCCCUUACCUCCACAUUCCAGCCAACUGGUUAGUGAACUCAGACACUGCUAAUCGGGGCAUUAGAACUCAAAUGAGCUUCUCUGUGAAGUAGGAAUUCUUAAUGUGGAAUUAAGUAGGAAUUCCAGGACUUUCAGUUCCUUGUAUCCAAGAAGCUCCAGAAACUGGGGGAAAUUACGUGCUGAGAUUUAUGCAUGCCUUUUUUGGUGCAGAAAGUCUAAAGGGACCACCGAUUUCAAAGAGAAGGGUGACUCAUAAAAGGUGAAGAAUCUACUGGAGUAGACUAGAUGGCCUUGAAGGUUUCCUUUGAGUCUCAACAUUUAAGCUGCUUUGAAUGAAGACUCUCCUACAAAUACCAACUUACAGUCUCCUUCUCCAGCCAAGAAGCCAGCCCAGCAAGCUAUGGGGUGGCAGGCAGUAGCUCCUGGGGAAAAAAAGGAAGUACACUCAAGUAUGUUGUCAAGUUCUGCUUGGGGUGAACUCAGAGGGAAACGUCUCUCACUAACUUCUCCAUUCAUGGAGAGAACCUGGGCCAUGUUUUUCACAGAAGAAGGAGCAGUGACUGGGAUGCCUAUUCCAUUUCCUGAUGGAAGGAAGACCAAGGGCUGCAGCAAUCUGUUCUAGCCAGCCUCAGAUCACUUGGAGGAAAGACAGUGGUCCCUAAGCUUCCAUUCCCAAAUUGUAGAGACUAGCUCUGCCUUCCUUAUUUGUCACCUCUGCUCUCACACAUAAUAGAAAGUUAUGAAAUAUCUUUCAAGUGAAAACAUUAAAUAUGUAGAAAAGUAGCUUUCUGGAAAGCCCUUCCAUUGGGGUUCUCAGACAGAGCUCUGCCACCUCACUUCUUGAAGAAUUCACAGACCCUAAGCUCCAUGUGUGCUCUUGUGUAGACAAAAGUGGCUGUUUUCAGACAGUGACAAUAUGCACCUGUCACUGUCUGAAAACUGCCCCUCCCUAGGUGAUGACUAAAUUGCUGCUGUGCUGUGUGGCAUUAUGUUAGUCACCUGGAGGGAAGUGACUUCAGAAGACACUUAGACCAGAUCAGUGGUUCCCCUCCAAAGGAGAUUCUUACUCUACAGAAAUCUUUAAAAAGGGUAUGUAUUCCAGGAUGAUCAUUGCAAUGAUGCUUGCAAAACCUUUUUUCAUUGAUAGGAGAAUAGUUGAUUAUUGUGGUCCAUCAGCACAGUGGUGCAGGUAAGAAGAAUUAGAUGGUUUCAUCAUUGAGCUGUUUUGCUAGUUUAAUAAAUAUUAGUUAGUGCUUAUUAUGUGCCAGGUAAUCUGAUGCUGAGACCAGCAAGAGAGACCAAAUAGACACAUCCCUGACCCCAUGGAAUUUCUAGUCUGCCAGGCAGGAGAAUUCGUUCUAUCCAUUCACUGAUAACAUUUAUAGCAUCUACUUUGUCAGGCACUGUUUUAGACCCUAGGAAUACAACAGUGAUAAAACCCUUAAUCUGACAAAGUUUAUAUUAGCUGUCAGAGGGAAAUGCUAUAUUGCUAAAU
This is a messenger RNA of Pipistrellus kuhlii (Kuhl's pipistrelle), 2860 nucleotides long. It is a transcript of the gene HAVCR2, whose product is annotated as hepatitis A virus cellular receptor 2. The transcript has 7 exons. NCBI's taxonomy places the organism in Eukaryota, Metazoa, Chordata, Mammalia, Chiroptera, Vespertilionidae. The record is from RefSeq and is a predicted model, not a curated record. The coding region runs from base 322 to 1161 and encodes 279 amino acids.